This is a messenger RNA of Ostreococcus lucimarinus CCE9901, 1187 nucleotides long. RefSeq lists its product with no specific name. Gene Ontology annotation, cellular component: RNA polymerase II, holoenzyme. Lineage: Eukaryota; Viridiplantae; Chlorophyta; Mamiellophyceae; Mamiellales; Bathycoccaceae. The record is from RefSeq and is a predicted model, not a curated record. Gene Ontology annotation, biological process: mRNA 3'-end processing. Bases 154 to 1179 code for a protein of 341 amino acids. The transcript has a single exon. Gene Ontology annotation, molecular function: RNA polymerase II complex binding.
CCACCGCGAGCGAAACGACGCCAUUCGACGACGCGACCGCGGUUGAAACGAACGACGACUCGACCGUCGAUCGCGCGCGCGCGCGACGGCGGCGCGCGCGCGCGAGGCGCGCGCGCGGAACGAAUCCGAAUCGCGCGUCGGUAAUCGAACGUCAUGACGGAUGCGCCGAGCGCGUUCACGACGAAGCUGGCGUCGCUGAACGGGAGCGCGCAGUCGAUCGAGACGCUCUCGCACUGGUGCAUCUUUCACAGGAAAAACGCGCGGACGCUGGCGGGGACGUGGGACGAACGGUUGCGCGCGGCGGCGUCGAAGCAAAAGUUGCCGUUUUUGUACCUCGCGAGCGAUAUCGUGCAAAAGAGCCGGAAAAAGGGACCGGAGUGGGCGGACGCGCUGGUUGGGUACAUGCCGGAUGCGUGUAAACACGCGGUGGAGCACGGAGACGGGACGACGACGGAGAAGGUGAAGAAGUUGUUGCGCGUGUGGGGCGAGCGACAGUGCUUCCCGGGGGCGAGCACCGAGUCGUGGUUGGACGGCGCGAGCGACGGUGGUGGUGGCUCGACCGCGGUGGCGGCGAAAGUCGCGGCGCCGGCGGCGACGAGCGCGGCGCCGGUGGCGAAAAAGAACAAGAAUGAUUUGGCGGAAGUGCCGGCGCUGAGCGGCGACAACGCCGCGCUCGCGAAACUUUUGGUCAAGAUGGAGAACGCCGAGCGCGACGUCGCCGCGGCGAGCGAACGCUUCGAUGCGGACGUGCGAGAGGAGCUUUUAGACGAGACGAACGUAGAAAACGCGGAGGACCCAGUCGGGAUGUUGCGAGCGGUGCAGUGCUGCGAGAGCGCAAUCGUCUUCAAGCGAAACGCCGUCGACACCAUGACGGAAACCUUGGACACGCUCGAGAAGAAGCUCCGCGCCGCGCUCGCGCGCGUCGAAGCCGCGCGUGAAUCUCAAAGCGGCGUCAACAUGGGCGAACUGACGCAAAUGAUGAUCAAGGCGCUCAAGGCGCGUAAGAAGGCGUCCAAGCGAAACGCCGACUUCAUCGUGCGACAAAUCGCCAGCGAAGCCGGCGACGCCCCGCUUCCCGAGCCCGUCGAUUUCGACGCCGACGCCGACAAUUACGACCCAUCGGACGCGCCGGACGAAUACCAUCCCCCCGACGAGUCCAACAAGCGUCCUAGACGUUGACGCGCGAC